CCGAGGAACUCCCACACGGGGAGGGGCCACCUAAUUGAGUGGGAGUGACGUAGCGCGUGAGUGUCGGUCACGUGGCUCGCGACGGCGCAGCCUCCUUCCGGCUCUCCGGGGCCGGGCCGCGGAGACGAGCCAGACGCUCUGGCACAUGCGCAGUGGUGCUCCACGUGAACGUCUGCGUUUCUCCUCCGACUUGAGGAUGCCGCCCGAUCGCAAGAGCCGGACGAAACGAGACCGGAGAGCCGGCGCAAUGCCGGGGAGAAAAGCCAGACCCGGGAGCGGCAGCACGCCCGGAAAGGCCGCCCGUUCAUCCCAACGGACACUGCCGGCCGGGCCGAGGGCGGCCCCUAGCGCGGUAUCCGCGGCGGCGGCGGCGGCGGCGGCGGCGGCGGCGGCGGAGGAGAGCCGGCUCCGGCAGCGGAACCGCCUGACGCUGGAGGACGACGACAAGCCGGCCGCCGAGCGCUGCCUGGAGCAGCUUGUCUUCGGCGACGUCGAGGACGACGAGGACGCGCUGUUGCAGCGGCUGCGGAGCUCGCGGGGUCAGCUGCAUGGAAGCUCAGAUGACUCGGAAGUGGAAAAUGAAGCAAAAGACAAUCUUUCUCAGAAGAAGAAGAAGCCAGCUUGGGUGGAUGAAGAUGAUGAAGAUGAGGAAAUAGUUGACAUGAAGAACAAUCGGUUUCGGAAAGAUAUAAUGAAAAAUGCCAGCGAAAGUAAACUUUCAAAAGAUAAACUUCAAAAGAGACUUAAAGAAGAAUUCCAGCAUGCUAUGGGAGGAGUACCUGAUUGGGCAGAGACUGGGAGCAAGCGGAGGACCUCUUCAGAUGAUGAAAGUGAAGAGGAUGAAGAUGAUUUGUUGCAAAGGACUGGGAAUUUCAUAUCCACAUCCACUUCUCUUCCAAGAGGAAUCUUGAAGAUGAAGAACUGCCGGCCCGCCAAUGCCGAACGGCCUACCACUGCUCGGAUCUCAUCUGUACAGUUCCAUCCUGGUGCACAGGUGGUGAUGGUCUCUGGGGUAGAUAAUGCUAUCUCACUGUUUCAGGUUGAUGGCAAAACAAACCCUAAAAUCCAGAGCAUCUAUUUGGAAAAGUUUCCAAUCUUUAAGGCUUGUUUCAGUGCUAAUGGAGAAGAGGUUUUAGCCACAAGUAUGCACAGCAAGGUUCUUUAUGUCUAUGAUAUGCUAGCUGGGAAGUUAAUUCCUGUACAUCAAGUGAGAGGUUUGAAAGAGAAAAUAGUGAAGCGAUUUGAAGUCUCCCCAGAUGGAUCCUUCUUACUCAUAAGCGGCAUUGCUGGGUUUUCUCAUUUGCUAUCAAUGAAGACCAAAGAACUGAUAGGUAGCAUGAAGAUUAAUGGACGAAUUGCGGCAUCCACAUUUUCUUCAGAUAGUAAGAGGAUAUAUACCUCUUCUGGGAAUGGAGAAGUUUAUGUGUGGGAUGUGAAUUCGAGGAAGUGCAUUAACAGAUUUCUUGAUGAAGGCAGUUUAUAUGGAUUAAGCAUUGCUGCGUCAAAGAAUGGACAGUAUGUGGCUUGUGGUUCUAAGAGUGGAGUGGUAAACAUAUAUAAUCAAGAUUCCUGCCUCCAACAAACAAACCCAAAGCCAAUAAAGGCAAUAAUGAACCUAGUUACUGGUGUCACUUCCUUGGCCUUCAAUCCUACCACAGAAAUCUUGGCAGUGGCUUCAAGAAAAAUGAAAGAAGCUGUCAGAUUGGUUCAUCUUCCUUCCUGUACAGUGUUUUCUAACUUUCCAGUUUUUAAAAAGAGUGCUGUUUCUCGUGUUCAAACCAUGGACUUCUCUCCCAGAGGUGGAUACUUUGCGUUAGGGAAUGAGCAGGGCAAGGCUCUGAUGUAUAGGUUGCAUCACUACUCAGACUUCUGAAGAUUUUUUUUGAAAUCCAGUUGAAAAAUCCCAUCUCAGUACAUCUUCCCAGAAGUUUCCAAGUGUUGUGAUAAUAUAUGAAUAAUGAUUUAUGGAAUCUUCUUAAAUUAGCAGCAGUGUCUUAAUAAAUGUCUAACUUUGUUUGAAAAUAAGUGUACAUGAUUCUUUUAAUCUACACACAUGGUCAAGAAUGUGCUUUGUAUGUACUUUCUUUAAAACAAAAUGUAAGAAAUGGAAACUGUAGUAAAAAAUAAUAUAAGUGAAUAUUUUCAUUUAUAUUCCUCCUAUCCCCUAUAGUAGUCCUCAAGCCUUGGGAGGAAUAUAGAUGGUAUAUAUAUGUUUGUUGAGGGAACAUUCUGCAUUCCUUGGUCUCUGUAUCUUGACUAGUUAGGGGUUUUUGUAACUUACCAUCUACAAUAAAUGAUUGUAAAUAAAUGA
Molecule: messenger RNA, 2311 nt
Organism: Mastomys coucha (southern multimammate mouse)
Lineage: Eukaryota; Metazoa; Chordata; Mammalia; Rodentia; Muridae
Gene: Utp18
Product: UTP18 small subunit processome component
Exons: 14
Coding region: 146-1873 (575 amino acids)
Biological process (GO): rRNA processing
Cellular component (GO): Pwp2p-containing subcomplex of 90S preribosome; small-subunit processome
Molecular function (GO): protein binding
Source: RefSeq, a predicted model, not a curated record